CUCUCUCUCAUCUCAUCUCUCUCCCUCUCUCUCUCUCUCUCUCCGCUAUUACGAAACCGUACACAAACCUCUCUCUCUCUCUGUAGAAGUUGUGAAAACGUGUUGCCAACAUUCUGCUCACCUACCUCUCAAUGUCUCUCUCUCUCUUCUAAAAUUUUUAAAUUCUGACUCACCAUUUUCGGCUUAGUCUCUCCAAAACGAACUCUCAUGAGUUUUGCUCUUUGUAGCUCACCACAUUGGGUUUUUUCAGAUUGGUAUAAAUCAUGGCUUUGAAGGCCGUACCAAUCUGGGUUUGUGUCAAUCACAUAAGAACUCAAUUGGGUUUUACAGAUUUGGGGUCGAGGCGUUCUGGGUCUGAUUCGAAUUUGAGGUUUGGGGUCGAUAAGUCUCGGGAAUGGGAGUGUUGUGGAAUGGUGUUGUCUCAGAGGGCAAUAACACCUGUUGAAGAUGAGAAGCCAUUAGCACCUAGAUUUGAUUCACCUGGUGGGGCUGAUCAGACACAGAUCACUGAAUCUAGAGGGUUUCAUAGAGAUUUGAACUCUCUUCCAAGACCCUUAUCUGCAACUGAUCUUUCUUCUUCUACAAGUGAUUGUUCCAAGGUGAGAGUUGCUUAUCAGGGGAUACCAGGUGCAUAUAGUGAGACUGCCGCACUUAAGGCAUACCCCAACUGUGAGACUGUCCCAUGUGACCAGUUUGAGGCUGCAUUUAAGGCAGUUGAAUUGUGGUUAGUGGACAAAGCAGUACUCCCCAUUGAGAAUUCUGUAGGUGGAAGCAUCCACCGUAAUUAUGAUCUACUCCUUCGUCAUAGACUCCAUAUAGUAAGGGAGGUGCAGAUGGUUGUUAACCACUGUCUUUUGGGGUUGCAUGGAGUGAGAAAGGAGGAGCUAAAAUGCGUUUUGAGCCACCCUCAGGCACUUGCUCAAUGUGAGAUGACACUACACAACUUAGGUGUUGUGAAAGUUAAUGCCGAUGAUACAGCUGGUGCUGCUCAGAUUGUUGCAACUGAUGGCAUUAGAGAUACCGGAGCAGUUGCAAGUGCUCGAGCUGCAGAAAUUUAUGGGCUCGACAUUCUUGCAGAAAGAAUACAGGAUGAUUGUGAUAAUAUUACCCGUUUUUUGAUACUUGCAAGAGAACCUAUAAUCCCAGGAACGGAUAGACCUUAUAAGACGAGCAUUGUCUUCACUCUAGAAGAAGGCCCCGGGGUACUUUUCAAAGCUUUGGCUGUGUUUGCUUUGAGGGGCAUUAAUUUGACAAAGAUUGAGAGCCGGCCACAGAAAAAGCAUCCGCUAAGGGUUGUUGAUGAUUCCAACAAAGGCAGUGCAAGGUAUUUUGAUUACCUCUUUUACAUCGACUUUGAAGCUUCUAUGGCAGAACCCCGUGCUCAAUAUGCUCUGGGACAUCUACAGGAAUUUGCAAGAUUCCUUCGGGUCCUUGGUUGCUUUCCCAUGGAUACAGCUCUGUAGAAAAAAAAGGCUUCCUCAAAAUGAGUCUUCAACGUAUAAUUUGAUUUGCCAAGCUGCAUGAAGUUGGAGACGUGUCAUUCUGCUACUCUGUACAUACAUUUGAUCCUGUUGGCGUGUUCAAGUGGUGGAAGAUAAUUUCCGUAUAUCCAGCAAAGUAGCCUCUCAAAUAGAAUGUACUUUCAUCCAUCAAGUUCUUUUCAAAAAAUAAAUUUUUUUUUUUUUUGGCCCACAUUCUUUUCACCUUCCUUCUAAUGGAGGGUGUCUUGGCAUGUUAUGAUCAUCUCUUGAAUUGCUAUACUCUGAAAAUAGCUACAUUCACAAGGGUGUUGAACCCUAGAAGACAACAUAUCAAUGAGAGUUCUCUAAUUAAUAAUGAACAGUUCUUUUUUUCUUUUUGUGACUCGGUGACUUAACUGCACCAAGAUUGUAAACUUGUUUAUUUUACAUCUUCUUCAAACAUAUAAUGUGUAAUUAUGAAAACAUGACAGAUAAAUUUGUUUUAUUGAGUUUCGUUCAA
This is a messenger RNA of Camellia sinensis, 1980 nucleotides long. RefSeq names its product arogenate dehydratase/prephenate dehydratase 1, chloroplastic. The record is from RefSeq and is a predicted model, not a curated record. Gene Ontology annotation, molecular function: prephenate dehydratase activity; arogenate dehydratase activity. Lineage: Eukaryota; Viridiplantae; Streptophyta; Magnoliopsida; Ericales; Theaceae. Gene Ontology annotation, biological process: L-phenylalanine biosynthetic process. Gene Ontology annotation, cellular component: chloroplast; cytoplasm.